CAAGAAUUCACUUCCGGUUUGACAGCUACACCCUUCUACUCACACCAGACUUGAGCCAAAUAUUACUCUUUUUAUCAUUAUCACUGGAAAGUAAUCCUCGAAAAUGUCUAAAUCUGUCAAAAAACAGGUUGAUGAUGCAAGAGAAAACAGGCACCAGGAUCUCGAUUUGUCAGAUAAGAGCAUUUCAAAACUGCAGGACAUUCCAGGACUGUUUUCACUCACUAAUCUUGUGAGGCUGACUCUGAGCCACAAUAAGAUUGAUGUUGUUCCACCACAUAUAGUAGAGCUGACAAAUCUGGAAUCCCUCAACCUAUUCAACAACCACAUAGAGGAGCUACCUACAAAUAUAAGCUCGAUGCAAAAUCUCAAAAUCUUAAAUGUUGGCAUGAACAGAUUGUACAGCUUACCUAGAGGCUUUGGAUCAUUUCCCAAACUAGAAAUACUUGAUCUCACAUACAACAACCUCAAUGAAAAUAGCUUGCCUGGAAAUUUCUUCUUAUUAGACACACUGCGGGCGCUAUAUCUCAGCGACAAUGACUUUGAAGUGCUUCCUGAAGAAAUUGAACAACUGAGCAAAUUAGAAGUGCUUUGUGUUAGAGACAAUGACCUGAUCUCCCUCCCUAAAGCCAUUGGAAAUCUGCCGAAAUUGAGAGAGCUUCAUAUUCAAAGCAACAGAAUCACAGUUCUGCCCCAUGAACUGGGUAAGCUAGAUCUGUUUACUGGAAGAAACAUCAUGAAGGCAGAAAACAACCCUUGGGUACCACCCAUUGCUGAUCAGUUCCAAGUGGGUGUGUCACAUGUCUUUGAUUACAUCAGAUCAGAAACAUACAAGUAUUUGCACCGCAGACAUGUUGAAGCAGGAGCAGCACCACCACCAAAGACCAAUGCUAAGGCCAAGAAGAUCAGUAGGAGGGAGGUGUAUCGCAAGAAGUAAAGUCUGGAGUCACAAACUGUCAUUGUG
This is a messenger RNA of Lytechinus variegatus (green sea urchin), 961 nucleotides long. Its product is annotated as ras suppressor protein 1-like. Lineage: Eukaryota; Metazoa; Echinodermata; Echinoidea; Temnopleuroida; Toxopneustidae. The coding region runs from base 104 to 934 and encodes 276 amino acids. The record is from RefSeq and is a predicted model, not a curated record. Gene Ontology annotation, molecular function: protein binding. The transcript has 8 exons.